AAGAUCACUUCCCAAUAUUAGGAUGGAAGCAGUGAGGAGAUUGGGGUCAGAAAAGCCAGUGGUGAUCUUCAGCAAGAGCAACUGCUGCAUUUCCCAUGCUAUAAAGAUGUUGUUAAGCAGCUUCGGGGCGAAUCCUACGGUUUAUGAGCUUGAUCAACAUCCGAAAGGACAGGAAAUCGAGAAUGCGUUGCUAGCAUUAGGAUGCCAUCCAAGUGUUCCUGCUGUUUUCAUAGGGAAGCUUUUUGUUGGUGGUUCUGAUGAGGUUAUGAGCCUCAAUGUUCAGGGCAAGUUGAAGCCACUGCUUAUCAAGGCCAACGCUAUAUGGAUGUGAGAUUAAUCAGAUGCGCUGAAACAUCUAAUGAAUUAGCCUCGGUUCUUUUUUUUUUUUUUUCCUUCUGAAGAAAGCCACUAAGAAUCUUGGAUUAGUAUAAAC
Messenger RNA from Coffea arabica (coffee), 433 nucleotides. Its product is annotated as monothiol glutaredoxin-S6-like. The record is from RefSeq and is a predicted model, not a curated record. Lineage: Eukaryota; Viridiplantae; Streptophyta; Magnoliopsida; Gentianales; Rubiaceae.